CCUCAUUCCCUUUGCUAUUCCCUCUGCAUUGUAGACGUUGCUGACCGACACAGGACCGAUGAGCAAAAGUGGAUGGCGGCCAUUACAUCGCGGUAGGUUUCGGGCUCAUGCCGGCCACUGUAAUCCUACCUGGUACAUAGUAUUCUUUAUUCACUUGUUCCAUACCAUUCUGAACUCUUUUGAAGCCCACCGUGGGCCCGAAUGAAGUCCCUGCGUCGGUUCCAUUGGCGCGCUGUCAACCACAGGGCGUGGACUAGUCACCCUUCAGUAGAACCGCAGCGCCGGUCCAGAACACGCGGUGGGGAAGCCAAGCGGGCCCCGCAUGCUUGUAUUUAUACCCCCGGCUAUCUUUCUCAACCAUCUUCUUCACUUCCAUACCAGCCUAUCAUUCUAUCUUUCUUCCACAUCUUGUAGUUUGAGCAUCUCUGCACCAUGUCUGGCCAGCCUACCAUUCGACUCGCGACCCCUGAGGGCAAGUACUUCCUCUUCCAACGGCGCAUGCCACCUGAGCUCGCCGACUACGAGAAGGCCCUCCACGAAGUCGAGGCCACUCAUGAGUCUCUCCUUGCAACACUGUCCUUCCCCGACACUCCGCCCAAACGCGGCUCGGUCUACACCGCACUCAUCAGUCCUCCGGCGACGCCCGAAAACCCCACCCCCAAGCCAGUAGGCAUGGCCCUCUUCUUCUACAACUACUCGACCUGGCGGGCAGCUCCAGGGAUCUACCUCGAGGAUCUCUACGUUCAGCCAAGUGCACGGGGCAACGGUUACGGCUUCAAGUUGCUCAAGUAUUUGGCCGCCAAGGUUUUGGAAAUCAAGGGAAGACGGCUCGAGUGGAGUGUCCUGAAGUGGAAUGAGCCCAGUAUCAAGUUCUAUGAGCAGGUCGGGGCUAAGGCCAUGGACGAGUGGACGAAGAUGAUGAUGGAGGGCCCGGCAUUGAACAAGCUGGCGGAGGGGCUGUGA
Aspergillus sclerotioniger CBS 115572 is the source of this 963-nucleotide messenger RNA. RefSeq names its product GNAT family N-acetyltransferase. NCBI's taxonomy places the organism in Eukaryota, Fungi, Ascomycota, Eurotiomycetes, Eurotiales, Aspergillaceae. Gene Ontology annotation, molecular function: N-acetyltransferase activity. The transcript has 2 exons. The record is from RefSeq and is a predicted model, not a curated record. Gene Ontology annotation, biological process: protein acetylation. The coding region runs from base 433 to 963 and encodes 176 amino acids.